UCACUUCACGACUUACAAGGAACGAGUAAAAGUGACCUGCGCGUGAGUUUAGCCAAGCCCUAACUCCACUGUUCCUCCACCUCCGUCCAUCCUUUAAAACACCAGAAAGCGGGAGUUUAGCACACAAAACCAAAAGUUUACAGUUUACACACGCACACACACAAGAGAGAGAGAGAGAGAGAGAGAGAGAGGGAAUGCCCCGAGAGAGACGUUAACUUCAGCAAAUAGUGUUUUUGUGUGUGUGAUUGUGUGAGAGAGAGAGAGAGAGAGACCGGAAAUUGACGUCAGUGACCGGAAAAUGUCAACGGGGCUGGUGGAAGAGCACAAUUUGGAGAAGCAGAUAAAGAAACAAAUGGGUUGCAUGGCUGGUUUCCUUCAACUCUUUGAUCGCCACCAGAUUUUGAGCGGAAGAAGCCUCUAUUCUGCCAAGCGCCUCCCUUCUUCGCCGGUUGGCGACACGACGUCGGAUUCGGAAAAGUCGGCUCCCGCGUCGCCGGCCAUUUCGAGGGAAUACGGAAAGCCAAAGCAGUCAUACUCAGCUGCACCGAGUCCAGAGAGCACAAAACAGCCGCAGACGGCGGAGCUCCGAUCACCGGUAGCGGAGGCUGUUGCUGAGCUCCCGCCUAAAUCACCUCUUCCUCUCCCGAUAUUCGAAUUGAAAGAAGGCACCAAAUCCUCGUGGAAGUUCUGCAAAGAAGCUCCGAGGCUAUCACUGGACAGCAGGGCUACCACCGAUGCAAAGGGAGGCCUCCACCCCAAAGAAAUCCGCACAGGUUCAUCCACCGCCAAUCGAUGCGAUAGUAUUGCGAGUGAUGCGAAUGAUGAAAGCCAGCAACACCGGUCUCCCAGUGUUAUAGCCAGGCUCAUGGGCCUGGAGCCAUUGCCAGAUUCAUCCAGCUUUGAACCAGAAAACAAGCCUGAGCUUAGGAGAUCCGCCUCAGAAUCUAGAGUGUCGAGAGAUCUCUUUCACUCUCGAUUCAUUGCAGAGGAGAGCAAUUUUUCUUCCAAGCACCCAAUUCAACCGCACUCUGGCCCUUUCAACAAUGUUAUGAAAGACAACGCCCCAGGGGAUGCACAUUAUGCAGAUCCAAGGACUGAACCGCCGAAAGGCUUGAACAGAGGCAGCUUUAAUUCUUCAUCGCCACGGAAAGCUUCCCAGCACCGCAAAAGUUUCUUCGAUUCCGGAGACUUUUUUCCGGAGCCAAAACAGAGUGUAUCAAUCUACGGGGAGAUAGAGAGCAGACUGAAAAUGAGAGGAAUCGAGGAGUCGUCCAAAGAUUUAGACACCUUGAAACAAAUCCUCGAAGCUUUACAGCUUAAGGGACUCCUCCAUUCCAGAAAACCGCAAAAUCAGGUAAGCCACCGGAAUAUUGUCUAUGACGAGUCGCCAAUCGUCGUAAUGAAGCCUUCGACGCCAUACAACCGGAGGAUGGGAAAUGAUUAUUCUCCAUCAAAUAGUAGAAAUCAAGGUCGCGGCAUACGCUGUAGCUACAGUUACACUGGAGAAAAUUCACCAUCAGUGAGUCCCCGGCGUGAUAGGAGUGUACAGAGUCCGACUCGGACUGGUCGAAGCCCAAGUCCGACGAAGACGAGCCGGUGUGAAGGCAAUGCAGUUGGGAGGCGGUCAAACUCACUGGUGAAGCCCAAACCAUUGAGCGUUGAAACCCAGCGGAGAACAAACGAGUCAACGGUGAACCGGAGAGUUUCUCCGGUUCACUCACCGAAGCUUAGCUCAAGAAGAACUGGACCUGAUUCGACGGUCAAUAAUCGUUCGCCUAGGAGCAAGAAAACAACGGCAGAGAUUCAGCAGAAAGAGAAGCUCACCACAGUUGUUGCCGCAGAGGACGAAUCCUCUUCCGUUUCAGGAAGCAGUAUCACUACAUCCACUGAUACAGACAGGUGGAAGACUGAGGAAUACAAAGAGGGGAGGAAUUUGCUGGAGAGAUGUGAUAAGCUGCUUCACAGCAUAGCAGAGAUGACUGCCGCUGAUAUGCAACCGAGCCCUGUGUCCGUUCUUGAUUCGUCCUUCUACAAGGACGAGUCAUCAACCCCUUCACCUGUUACCACGAGACGUAAUAUUGAUUGCAAAGAUCAAUCUAGUGAAUUGGAAGACGAGAUAUGGAGCCCGGUGACUUCCCCAGUUGGGUCGAGGAGUGAAGAAAUAUCAAACGACUCUGAUUUCGUCUACAUCGCAGAUGUCCUGAGAGCAUCUCGUUAUCUUCCGGAUGCCUCCAACGUCUUUCUGCUGCUUGAGAAGCAACAGUGUCUCGAGGGAAAGGACACAUCCAAAGCGUCCAGGGUGCAAAGGAAACUGAUUUUCGACACCAUUGAUGAAAUUCUCGACAGGAACAGGCAUUUGCCUCCAUGGAAGGUCGUCUAUUGCAACAUUACAAAGCCGUCCCUAGAUAAGGUGUGGUCAGAAUUUCAAAGAAUCAGAGAGCCCGAAACGGGUGAUGAUCUGUUUGAGACCAUUUGUGGUGUUCUGAAGAAGGACCUAGACAGGGAUGCAGCCACCGGGUGGGGAGACUGCCCGGUGGAGAUGUCGGAGGUGAUUUUGGACAUGGAACGGCUGAUAUUCAAGGAUCUAAUCAGCGAGACAAUUCGGGACCUGGCCGCUCUGGCAUCAAGAAACACAUUAUCAUCAUGUGUGAUGCCUAGGAGGAAGUUGGUUUUCUGAAAAACUUUAAUUGGAUGGUAAUUCACAUACUUGUUUUUCUUAGUUAAUGCUGAUUAUUGGGGAACAUGACUAACGGCUACUUUUAUUAACGUCUGCAAGCUGUAAAAAGAAGAAAAAGCAAGAAAUGUAGAAGCUUUUCUUUGUGAGAUGUUGCUGCCGGGGAUCAUAUUCAUGGGCUGUCAUGUGAUUCAACUUUGGGUAUAUUAGUAAACAACUUUAUUUCACCAGUGAAAAAGGUGAAAAGGACUUGGAACCUUUUUAGGCCUAAAAUGGUUGGAUUUAGCUUAGUGGUUUGAUCUUA
Molecule: messenger RNA, 2978 nt
Organism: Sesamum indicum (sesame)
Lineage: Eukaryota; Viridiplantae; Streptophyta; Magnoliopsida; Lamiales; Pedaliaceae
Source: RefSeq, a predicted model, not a curated record